Molecule: messenger RNA, 1721 nt
Organism: Mucor mucedo
Lineage: Eukaryota; Fungi; Mucoromycota; Mucoromycetes; Mucorales; Mucoraceae
Exons: 3
Coding region: 203-1522 (439 amino acids)
Molecular function (GO): methyltransferase activity
Source: RefSeq, a predicted model, not a curated record
CGUGUACUCAAAACAAGGUUUAGAUCUAAUUAAGGAAACUGACAAGGGCAAUUACCACCCCAUUCAAUCCUUGUCUUGACCUCUUAAGUCUGCUACCGAUAUAUAUUUUUUAAACCCCAGUUUACUGUAAAGAAAAUCUUUUUUUCUCAUUUCAUUUCUUACACUAUUUCUUUCUUUUUUUUUUAUUACCUCCAAAAAAAAGAUGCGACGCAGUAAACAGGGACACGAAAGAAAGAGUAGUCGUAGGCGGUCUUGGUUUAACGGCAAUAAUAUAUUUACCAUGUUUUCUUCUGCUCCCGCUUCACCCGACCAUAAAACGCCUACUUCUUUAGAAGACCCCAGCUCUCUCUUGUCAAGGCAACGAUCCGCUUCAUUGACACCGAUUGAACGCCCCAAAUACAAAUCAGCUUUCUCCACCAUGAUUUCCAAAGCCACCAAAAAACAUCACAAGCGUACCGAAUCCUCUAACCUCACACAAGAUUCGCAAUCGUCUAUUUUUGAUUAUGACUCGUCCAUGCGACGAAGUAGUAGCAAGAGCGAUGCCACCACUGUUUCUGACAUGGACUACCGAAACGAGCCUUCUUAUUUUCAGAAAACACAGCAGAGACAGAUAUUGAAAUCCGAUGAGGAGGAAGCCGACCGCAUUCAAUUGAAGAACGAUUUAGUAAAACUAGCCUUUGAAGGUGAAUUUUCAUUACCGUUUGAUUACAAGGACCUUCAAUCAGGAAGAAUAUUGGAUGUAGGCUGUGGACCGGGUUCUUGGUGCAUUGACCUUUCCCAAAAAUACCCCAGAAUUGAGGUGAUUGGCGUAGACAGCGAUGAUAUGUUUCCCGCACCUCGUAAUUUACCCAACAAUUGUCAAUUACUUGUCUGCAACGUCUUGAACGGUCUCAAAGAGUUUCCAGACGCUAGUUUUGACGUGAUUCAUAUUCGUUUCAUGGUCCUUUCUCUCAAUGCACAAGAAUAUCCUCAAGUCGUCAAAGAUUGCUGGCGGCUAUUAAAACCAGGCGGUUAUAUCGAAAUGCUUGAAACCGACCUAACAGUGUAUUCACCUGGUCCAGUCACACACAGGCUAAACAGUCAGAUGAUUGAAGUGGCAGUGAGUAGGGGAUUAUCGCCUAAAGAACAAGCGAAUGAACUAAGCACGUUGAUCCCAGCGGAAGCGAUCAAUCGUCAAGUGAAAUACCGUUCAAUACCGAUUGGUACAUGGGGAGGACGUAUUGGAGUUUUAUGUCGCGACGACAUGAUUAAUAUGCUGACUAAAUUUCAGCCAGCGGUGGAUGCGUAUUUUGACAAGACAAAGCAUCAAGACGACGAAAGUACCCAAAAAGCCUUUGAGAUGGAAAUUGCUACCAUCUUGAAGGAAAUGGAGCAAUAUAAGAGUUUCAGUAAUUACUACUUUUAUACUGCUCAAAAGCCAUAUAAUACACCACCUACAUUUACAUCAGCACCACCACCAACACCACCAGCUAUCUUGCAAAGAUCUACUACUACCUUAUCUGUUAAUCCAAAAUCAUUCUAAUCCCUUUUUCUUCUUAUUUACCCUUUUUUAAUACAUAUUACCUUUUUGUUGUUUAUCUCAUACGUCAUUUUUUAUUUAUUUAUGCGAGAUUGAAUUGAAACCAUCAUCAUUGGCUGAUGUCAUGAACCAUGGUUACACAAACACUGUUGAAAUUUAUAUAGCGGGCUCAAAAAAAAAAAAUUCACUCUUCUUUUUCUUC